AUGAAUAAAUCAAAGGGCACAAUGACCAACAACAACACUUUUACUAGUAAAUUUACAAAUUCCAAAAGCUCAAACGUUUCAUCUAAAUCAAAUCAACCAUCACCACUCAAACAAACAACUAAAACACCUUCAAUUCCUCGAUCAUCCGCAACCACGGCCGCGACGGUUACAAAUCGCUGUACUCCCCACAUGCGCAAUACCACCAGCAACUCGCCGCAACGUACUGACAAUAAGAACAUUACAUCCUCCUCCUCUCCCGCACCGCAAGCCGAUAACACACACACCACAGCCGUUAUCGCUGCUCACACUAUUUACGAUAACUCGAUCAGUUCACAGCUAUUAUUAGCACAUACCUCCAGUACUACAUUAAUCAAUAACACAGAUAAUAAUAUAAAUUUCGCAUAUGCCGCUGAUAUGGAUAAAAUUCCGAGCAGGGAUCAAGCUAUCGUUUUUUAUUCGAUAGACGGUGUACCUCAAAUACAAUACAUUUUAGCGAUCGGAAAAAUAGUACAACCCAAUAACAUAAAAUUCGUCUCAAGAAUUGAUAUACAAAUAAUCGUUUUUGUAUUUUGUUAA
Molecule: messenger RNA, 576 nt
Organism: Macrosiphum euphorbiae (potato aphid)
Lineage: Eukaryota; Metazoa; Arthropoda; Insecta; Hemiptera; Aphididae
Source: the annotation of a GenBank genome assembly